This is a messenger RNA of Suncus etruscus (white-toothed pygmy shrew), 1224 nucleotides long. It is a transcript of the gene WDR77, whose product is annotated as WD repeat domain 77. NCBI's taxonomy places the organism in Eukaryota, Metazoa, Chordata, Mammalia, Eulipotyphla, Soricidae. The coding region runs from base 8 to 1042 and encodes 344 amino acids. The transcript has 10 exons. Gene Ontology annotation, biological process: oocyte axis specification. Gene Ontology annotation, molecular function: protein binding. The record is from RefSeq and is a predicted model, not a curated record. Gene Ontology annotation, cellular component: methylosome.
CGUGGAGAUGCGGAAAGAAAAGGAAACCCCGCAGCCCUUAGUGCUCCCGACGGCCCGGGAAUGGAAUCUGCCCCCCAAUGCGCCUGCUUGCAUGGAGAGGCAGCUGGAGGUGGCUCGGUACCGCUUCGACGGAGCUCUUCUGCUAGGGGCCUCCAGCCUGAGUGGUCGCUGCUGGGCCGGCUCCCUAUGGCUUUUCAAAGACCCAUCUGCGGCUCCCAACGAAGGCUUUUGCUCCGCUGGCGUCCAGACUGAGGCCGGGGUGGCAGAUCUCACGUGGGUAGGAGACAGGAGCAUCCUAGUGGCUUCCGAUUCAGGUGCUGUGGAGUUGUGGGAGCUAGAUGAGAAUGAGUCUCUCAUUGUCAGCAAGUUCUGCAAGUAUGAGCAUGAUGACAUUGUGUCCUCAGUCAGUGCCUUGAGCUCUGGAACUCGGGCUGUCAGUGGUAGCAAAGACUUCUGUAUCAAGGUUUGGGACCUUACCCAGCAGACAGUACAGAAUUCAUACCGGGCUCACUCUGGGGAGGUGACCUGUGUGGCUGCCUCUCCCCAUGAAGACUCUGUGUUUCUCUCAUGCAGUGAGGACAACAGAGUUUUACUCUGGGAUACCCGCUGUCCCAAGCCAGCAUCACAAAUGGAUUGCAACACCUCUGGCUUCCUUCCUACCUCGCUGGCUUGGCAUCCUCAGCAGAGUGAAAUCUUUGUUUUGGGCGAUGAGAGUGGGACAAUCUCCUUUGUGAGUACCAAGAGUACAAGCUCUACCCUCAGCAAACCAGUGCACUCCCAGUGUAUUACUGGGCUAGUCUUCUCCCCACACAGUGCUCCAUUCUUGGCUUCUGUCAGUGAAGACUGUUCACUUGCUGUGCUGGACUCAGGCCUUGAUGAGGUGUUUAGAAGCCAAGCCCAUAGAGAUUUUGUGCGAGAUGCUACUUGGUCUCCACUCAAUCACUCCCUCGUGACCACUGUUGGCUGGGAUCAUCAGGUCGUCCACCAUGUUGUGCCCAUAGAACCCCAUCUAGCUGCUCGACCUGAGAGUGUUGCGGAGUAGAAUGGUUUCAAGACAAAAGACAUAUGUCCUGUCCCCGUUGCCCCUGUCCUCUCCUCUCCAUUGUGGGACAGUACAGGAGCCUUGAACACACUGUGGAUAUACCAAAUGUGUGCAGUGACCUAGCGGAGACUGAAUUCUGUGAUUCUGUAGUCCUACAGAAGGAAAUCUUUCUUGAAACUGAA